UCGGAUAAUGCCAAUAUCUUUUGUGAGUGUGAGUGGCGGUGCGGGCGGGCGUGACUCAGGAGGGGGUGACUGAGAGUUGCUUUCACGUGCCCUUACUGAGAACGAUUACAUAUGUCUUUCGGCACAAACCGAACGCAUCACGUUCGCUGGUUCUGCUUCUGUGUCGUGUAUCGAUCUCUGCUGCUCUGCUUGCUCUUUCUUCAACGUGUUUCGGUGGUUUGUGUUCUUUUUCUAAGAUAGGAGGCUGUAGAGUAGAUGCACGCAUAUGUAAAAUUUACGGACGGUUGGCAGCUGAUAUUGCCAACGUCUUUGAUCAGAAGCUUCUCGCCCCGAAAUGACGAAGACUUCGACGCCACCCGGAUAUACGAGGCCUACUGGGUGUCGGACUGCGGCGAUGAAGAGGAUUAUUACGAUGCUCACGUGCUCCUUCUGGGCGAGUCUGUGGAUGACCUCCUGAAGAAAAUGCAGACAAAACGGUACCCCAUUCCAAGGAUUGUCGGUGGAACAGCAAAGCUCGUAGGACCAGUAGGAAAGAAAGUCCAAGACCUCGGUCACAAGGAGAAGAGAAAACAAAAGGAAAUCGGAAAGAAAACAAGGCUGCAUGACAUUGCCGCUGAUUUCAGGAAAAAGCAGAAGAUCAAGCAGACGGAGACACCCAGCCGCUACCAGAGUGACAUGGUACCCAUCACUGUCCUCAGGGAAAAAGAGGAAGUUAUAAAAGAACUAAAAAAAGAACUGGCCAAAGAAAGGAGCCACAGUCGGCAGCUGGCUCAGGCCCUGGCCACAAAAAUUGUAGUUGCCGCAGGAGAGAGUAGAGACACAGCCACUACCUCCGAUGAGGGGCUUCCCUUUUAUGAGUCACCAUUCCUUGAGUGGGAGAAUGCACCCUAUCCAAUGAAGGAUGUUCACUGCGGCCCAGUUUCAGUGCCUCCAACUUCUGGCACAGGCAAGUUUUAA
Messenger RNA from Ixodes scapularis (black-legged tick), 957 nucleotides. RefSeq names its product BEN domain-containing protein 5-like. Bases 256 to 957 code for a protein of 233 amino acids. The transcript is spliced from 6 exons. Gene Ontology annotation, biological process: negative regulation of DNA-templated transcription. The record is from RefSeq and is a predicted model, not a curated record. NCBI's taxonomy places the organism in Eukaryota, Metazoa, Arthropoda, Arachnida, Ixodida, Ixodidae. Gene Ontology annotation, molecular function: DNA binding.